Molecule: messenger RNA, 1869 nt
Organism: Penicillium antarcticum
Lineage: Eukaryota; Fungi; Ascomycota; Eurotiomycetes; Eurotiales; Aspergillaceae
Exons: 3
Coding region: 1-1869 (622 amino acids)
Biological process (GO): chromatin remodeling
Source: RefSeq, a predicted model, not a curated record
AUGGAUGACCCCGCCGCUCGCAUCCCGGGGCAGCUGCUCCCCCAUAUGCACCUAAUCUCGCGCAAUCGCUACCCUAGCAUGCAUAUGAUGCCCACGGAAACUGCCGUGGAGUAUCUGACAAGCGCACCCAGGAUAUGCCAAACCCAGCCCAUGCAUUGGACCUUCUUGGAGGCUCCUCCCGAUGGAACUGUCAUGCUCACUUGGCAGCCACUUGCUCACUUGGGCAACAACUUUGCCAGUGAUGGCUAUGUCUGGGCUGAUGCUGAGCAGGCCUUCACCUUUGAAGCUCGCGGUUAUACCGUCGAAAUGUAUCUCCAACGCUGCGGUCUCCACCCUCCAAAUGAGCCCAUGGCCACCCACUGUCGUAAGCGCUAUCGCAUUACUUCAUGCAAAGUGCCGAACGCUCCCCAGCCUGAUCCAUCGCUAUGGAUUGUUCAUUACUCUCGCGCUGCGCCAACAGACCACAUCCCUGGAAACCGGGUUCCAGUGACACCUCAGAUUCAGGCCACAAUGGCUCAGCGACGAUUCCUUCAAAGUCAGGGACAGCUGGCCCGCAAGGACUUUUUGCUCCAUGAUCGCAAUAGCUGGCCCACUAUCAACUUCCCCCAGAUGGCUCCCCAGGGCUUUGCCCAAUCCCCGGCUCCCUACCCCGGCCAUCCUCAGCAAAGACCUGGCUUCUAUCCUCAGGGCCACCCAGGCGCAAUGGCUGCUGGAGUUCCUGUUGCCAAAGGGCCGCGCGGACACCGUGCUCCUUCUGCUGCUAUGGGCGCCGCGACUGCUGAUUUCGCCAUUGAAGACGAGGACGUGUCCAGUGGCGACACUAUGGAUCUCCUGACACCCCGUGAAGUGAGCAAGAUGCGUUAUCAGCAGCACCACGAGUGGAUGGAGGAGAUCUUCGCAUCACCUUAUGCUAUCACACAGAUCACUCCCGUUUCGCUUGGCUUGGGCCGAAAGGGAGAGCUGGAGUCUCUGACAGCAGGCUUCUUUGAUGCCCCUGUUGGAACAUCUGGCGGUGAAGGCGAAGAAGCAGGCGACGGCCAACCGGCCAACAAGAUGGAGCCCGCUAAAGCCGAAGAAUUUGCCGAGCGUGUUUCCAAGAAGGUCGCUGAUAUGACAGCCGAGAUCGAAAAGAUGAAGAAGCAACACGCGCGCCGCAUGCAGCGCUUCAACCGUACUUCAUUACUCAAAGAUGCUGAAAUCCGCCUUCGGGAGUCUGCUGCUGACCCGACUGAGAAGGGCCCGGAGAUUUGGCGACUGGAGGGCCGUGUUGUCAUUCCCACGGAAGAUGAACCUCCCCAGCUUGACUACGUUGAGGACAAAGCUAAAUACAAGGUUGACGACAUUGUUCGGGAAGUUGAGACUGCCUGGAAGAAGCAGAUUGUAUCUGAACCCAAGGUCUCUUGUGUUGAAAAGGGUGGCUUGCUUGAAAAGAUUGAACCCGAACACAAAGAGGAGCCUGACUCAUUCACCAAUGACAUGGUCAUGGACCACGACGAUGCCCAUCUUCUGAAUCAGUUUGGCAGCCCCGGUAUCGGUGGCACAGGAAUGUCCAGUGUUUCUGUCAAUGGGCAACCAAUCCCCGCUGGCAUUUCAGCCGAUAUUGACAUGGAUUUGGGUGACCAACUCCACGGUGCUCCUAACGGCGAAGCCAACGAAUGGGUGAUGGUAAAUGAGCAGAAAGACCACGGUCCAGUGGGUGGAGAGUUCGACUUCACCAACAUUGACAGCGCGGGUGAUGCUUUGGCGGCUUAUAGCGAACAGAACGACGGGCUGGAUCUUCCUGAUCUGGACAACUCGGCGUUCGGAGACGCAUUCCAUGCGUCGGAUAAUGAACAUUCGCACAACCCUGAUGCGGAUGAAAUGUCAUAA